Cucurbitaria berberidis CBS 394.84 is the source of this 1024-nucleotide messenger RNA. Its product is annotated as DNA-directed RNA polymeras-like protein III 25 kDa polypeptide. Lineage: Eukaryota; Fungi; Ascomycota; Dothideomycetes; Pleosporales; Cucurbitariaceae. Gene Ontology annotation, biological process: DNA-templated transcription; transcription initiation at RNA polymerase III promoter. The transcript is spliced from 4 exons. Bases 56 to 706 code for a protein of 216 amino acids. Gene Ontology annotation, molecular function: nucleic acid binding. The record is from RefSeq and is a predicted model, not a curated record. Gene Ontology annotation, cellular component: RNA polymerase III complex.
CGCAAUAACCCUCCUCGCCAGCCUCUAUACUCAUGAAGCCUCCAAAGAUACAAUCAUGUUCAUACUCUCCACUAUACAAGACUUGAUACAAGUCAAACCCCAGGACUUCAACAAGCCUAGCGCCCAAGCUAUCAAAGAUGUAGUCAACGAGAAGUACAGCAACAAAAUCAUCCCUGGUAUCGGCCUAUGUAUAUGCAUGUGGGACCUUCUCUCAGCAACUGAGGGGCUGAUCGGCCACGGGACCGGGCUCGUCAACGUAAAGAUCGAAUUCCGCAUGUCUGUCUUCCGCCCCUUCCGCGGUGAGAUCAUUUACGGACGCAUCAAAACUUCAAAUCCAGAUGGCAUCAUUCUCGACCUAGAUUUCACGUCCGAGGUCUUCAUUCCUUAUCAGAACCUCUUCGAAAACUCAUCCUUUUCUGCCGCUGAGAAUGUCUGGGUGUGGAACUCGGAUGGCACAGAGCUCUUUCUCGACAAGGGCGAGCCAGUGCUGUUUAGGGUUGAGCAAGAGGAGUGGAUUGACCAACGGCCAACUAUCGUGCAAAAGGACGAGAAGGGUGAGAUUAUUGAGGAGAGGGGUACGGCUUGGAGGCUUGUUGGCUCGAUGAAUCAGGCUGGUCUAGGCCCAACGCUGUGGUGGGGCGAGCAAGAAGAAGAGGGUGAAGAGGGUGAGGAUGGUGAUGUCGAGAUGGCGGGUGCGGAGGAGUGAUUAUCCAGCACGACAUGCAUUGGGCGGCGUUGAUAUUGAAAUAAUUUUGGUUGGCCAAAAUUACUUUUUCUUCCCGCGCUUUACCUUUACUUGAAUGUCUAAUCCACACCAACAGCACAUUUAUCGGUCAGCUAAAGCUUCCUCACAUCUACUUCUUUCAGGACUGAUUGCAAAAUCAUGCCUACCUUCGACGUGGAAUUCCAGUUGUCAAAGAUCGUAAGAGAUGGUACCAAGACGAGCAGCAGUGAUUGCCAGCGCAUCAUGAUUCUAUUUACACCUUCAUUUAUAAAAUUUCUUGCAUGUGCUAUUGCACUACCC